Messenger RNA from Mycena citricolor, 2215 nucleotides. The record is from the annotation of a GenBank genome assembly. Lineage: Eukaryota; Fungi; Basidiomycota; Agaricomycetes; Agaricales; Mycenaceae.
GUCCUCUCGCUUGCCAUCACCCGCACUGUUCUGCAGACAAUGGAGACUAAGGAAGUAUAUAUGCGGGGCGUGAGCGGGAGGUAUGUCUACACUCACUUCUUGAGCAACUCGUCUCUUCGAGCUCACUUCGCUCUCACUUUACCAGCGGCACGUCUUCUUAUUUCGUUCACGACUUACGACCUUUACAUUCACGAUGAGCUUCCCUACAUUUCGCCGCCAAUCGCGUGUCACCCGCCGCAACACGAUCAACAACCUCACGAGCAUCAUCGAAGAAGAUGAAUUCGGCGUCAUCUCGACUGCCGCCGCACCGAAAAAGAACAGCCUGAAGGCCCGCCGCCGACUCGGUGUCUCCGACCUGCGCAUCCCCGCCUCUCUUGCAUCCCCCGAGAAGAAACGUUUCUCGCUGCCUCCGCGGGCACGCGUGCCCUUAUUCGCGCAAUGCCCCACAUCCGAUUCGGACGACGAAGAGGAUUACGGAACCCCUUGUGUCUCUGGCUCGAGCUCCGAUAGCUCGUCGCCAUCGACGCCCAGCCAUAGUCCGACAAGCGCCUCGUUCCCCGCCCCUCCGCUUUCGCUCAAAUCCAUCCGCCCGCUGACAAUUGUCAAGCGCCCCGUGUCGCCCAUCUGCUUCGCGGAGGGUGAAGAAGAACAGCAGGAGGCCGGCUGGCAGGAUGAAGAGGAGACCGAGUCAGAUAAUGAAUAUUACGCCCAGCAUGCCAGCGGGCUGGUUACUCUCCGCCCUGAGGCCGCAUAUAUCCUCCUGCCAAGACGCGAGUCAAUGAUCAUCCCCAUGCCAAACCGCCUCAGCCUCAACCUGCCUUCGUCGAUGGGUGGGUUUGUGCCGAGGAACCGCUCCGCGUCGGAGAAGUCGGAGGUGGACGUGCCCGUUCCCAACUUCUCGCGGCCGAACCUGCGGGUCUCGCUGGUGAGACCCCCGCCGAGGUCGCCUGUCCCAAUGGACGCUGGCGACUGUGCGGAUGAGUACGUUGUCUAUACGCCGUCGCCUUCACCCUCGUCAUCAUCUUCGACUUCCUCCUCCUCGUUGGCCGCUCUCCUCUCUCCCUCGGGAUUCCCGCCCGAGUCUCAGGGUUUGCCGUCCGAUGUUGAUGCCAACGACGAUGAAUGGGAGGAGUGUGAUAUCGAGGUGAUGUAUGACGAGAUUCCGUUGUCGCCCCAAGCCGGAUCCUCUGAGCCGGCCUCGCCGCAUAUAUCGACGGUCAUCCAGCAGGAAAAGAGCACCCCACCCCCCAUCCCGCCGAAGUCGGCUCACGUCGAGCUCUUGACGCGCUCGACAACGCCUCAGCUCAAAUCUCGCUGGUCGUCCUCGACUUUGUCGUCGAUCAAUUCUGCGCAGGACGCGCCUUCGCCUAAGACGUUCAACUCAUUUGCGAGCCGGUACUUCCCGAGCAGCACCAGCAGUCAUAGCAGCAGCAAGAAGUCUGCCCACCAAUCCCCCAAAUCGCCUCUGUCUGUGUCGUUCUCGCCCAAGAACCUGAAGCGGAAGACUGCCAAGAGGCGCAUCACUGCCGCGGACGUCGUGAUUGUGCGCCCUGCUACCUCCGGGUCGUUGAUGGCUGCUGUGUCCUCAACUGCGACUGCUACCGCGACCUCGCCGGUGUCGCCCAACGGCCAGUGGGCUUCGUACCCGACCUCGCCGAAACUGCCGCCUGUGAUCCGGCCAGCUCCCACCAAGGAAUACAAGGAGUUCAAGGAUGUCCCACUCAGCCCUGCGCUGGUUACUGCGUACACGACGCAGCGCUCCCCCCGGCGUCGAACGUCGAAUGCAAGCGCUUGGUCGUUUGGGCAUCCGCGCUCGGCGAGCUCUUCGGGAUGCUCGAGCUCGGGGAUGUCGGACUGCGGAUCUGAGAUCACCUCGAGCUCGACGUCUAGCAGUGGGUUGCGGAGGAAACCGAUUCCCGUGGAGAUGUUCCUGCGGUGAAAAAAUCUCAUGUUUUCUGAUUAUAUCUACCUAAUGCCCAUCAUCGUCCAUCAACUGCUAUCGUAUUUAUUCUCUUCGCUUUCUUUUGCCUACCGUCACGACUUUGAAACACACACACACACACUACUAUCACCUACAUCUGCCUUUCUUGCUCUCCUCGUCUGCUUUCUCCCUCUCUGUAGCCUUACUAUCUCGUUCAUCUUGUAUCACUACCAUCCCUAUCGUACAUACCUUGUCAAUGACAGAAUGACUCCACGAGUUCAUGCCCAUAUUCAC